Pseudomyrmex gracilis is the source of this 3819-nucleotide messenger RNA. RefSeq lists its product as uncharacterized. The record is from RefSeq and is a predicted model, not a curated record. Lineage: Eukaryota; Metazoa; Arthropoda; Insecta; Hymenoptera; Formicidae. The coding region runs from base 1367 to 2152 and encodes 261 amino acids. The transcript is spliced from 4 exons.
CUCUAUAUCUAUAUAUAUAUAUAUGUAUCUCACCUACACGUCAUACUUCAACACUUAUUUGCAUUUGCAACGCUCAAAUCUGAUUAAUGAUCUGUACAAACACACUUUCCGCGCGUUUUCGUCACCCGCUUAUCAUAACAACUCACGCCGAGAACCAGGCCAACACAUGAGCUCGCCAAGUAAACAUUUUUUUUUGUACUUCUUUGACCAUUAGAAUUUUGCAGAUCGUUUUGUUCAGAUCAUGUUUCUUACGUUCAUAAACAAGCUUGGGAGAUUGUUCUAACGUCGAGUUUUAAGACUCUCACCGUUUAUUUUUUUUUUUUUUUUGCGUUUCUAUGUGUUUCUAGAGAAUUUGCAAUACUCGUUGUGGAUAGUAAAAAUUAGUGGAUGUAGCGGAUGGAUUACUCGAUGAAUCGAUGAAAUUGAUAUUGAUAAAAGAUCCACAUUAUCUCCGAUCUGACGUAAUGUAGUCAUCGUACACACACCCAUUGCGAAACAAAAUUAGUCACAUGCUUUGCGCGAAGUAAAUUUGAUAUUUUUUCAUAUAUGUAUAUAUGAAUCAUCAUAUCAGUCAAAUGAAAGAGCCGACGAUAUCGUAGAAAAAAAAAAAAAAAACAAGGAACUUAUUACAAAUACGCAACGCACUGAUUCAACACAUAUCGGACGUAAAUUAAUUGCUCAGAGAGUGCAAUCAGUUCAAGACGAACAUUGUCUUGUAUCGUGUUUGCGUUAUCUUUAACGCUAUCGUACUGCGGGAAUUUUUGUGAGAAACAUAUUAUCGAGUUCGCGGCGAGGAACGGAAAUCUCUCGAGCGUGCGCAGAGAGAUUCGGUCGAAAUUCGGAAAAUCGGCGGCCAAUUCGUCUGAAAAUAGAUCCGUUCGCGAUAGCGCGCGUCGAACAUAAAGAAAUAAUAGCUUUACAAAAAUAUUUAUGUAUUCGGAAUUAUUCCGCAUAUACGUGUUUUACAAUCCGCCCGUAAAUCCUCGCGCUUUUCGUAUUCUUGCGCGCAUUUUAUUACAUGUAUACUCGUACGUUCGAUAGAGACGCAAAUAAUUUAAUUAGACAGAUUUGUAAACAAAAAAAAACUAUUUGUAUACGUGAAAUUAAUAUAAAUGUUACAAAACAAACAUUUGCACCGGGAUUGAGACGAGAGUAAACUCACCUUGUGUCGCACACGGUCAUUAAAGCAUAAACGGCAGAUCAUUUCCUUCGCGAGAGAUGAAAGCUGUUUCGCAUAGGUUCUGCCUGCUGUCGAUGCCGCCGUCUCGCGACGAGACGCAAACAGACGCGCGUUGUAAACUCUUGUAAUUUUUUUAAACUGAAAAAAAAAAAAAAAAAAGAACAAGAACGCAGAUUUUGCACGAUAAUGAGACCGAGGAAAGCGGAAGUUCUGUUAGCGACGUUGUAUAUAGGAUCCACGUUGCUGUCCAUCACGUCCAUCAUUUCGCUGGUGACUGCAUGGCAGCAUUGGACAUGGACGUUGGACACUUGCAUCAGCGUGGAUUGCGGCUGCAUACUGUACGGGAUCAACGCGUUCCGCACAUUCGUGGGUGGCGACGUGAGGCUUUGCCAAUUCGGCUCGUACGCCCUCAUACCCGGCAUUCUGAUCGCUUUGUGUCUAGGCGGUUAUCACGGGUACAGAUGUUGCAUAAAUAAGAAUUUGGACAAUCCCAGACGAAUGACCCGUGAGGAGUACAGCAACGACAGAAAUAAUCUCAAUGGGCAAAUCGUCAUGGUUCGGAUGAAAAGAAGGGCCGUUUUCAAACACUGGAUGCCCAUCGCUUUCCUCACAGCGCUGAUCUCUUGCCUGUCCCUCGCUCAUAUGGUCGUAAUAACCGAUGGCUACUACAGAACUUGCGACCAGUACAGACGGAAUCUCGUUGAGGUCUUGGGCUCGAGAGGUCGCGAAAUUCAAGUGAUUCACAAUAGACUUGCGUGCGGCGCGAUUUUCGAUUUUAUGGACUAUCUCCACCCGGACACCAACAACUGGGUUCGCGGCAGCGAGAUCAAUACGGGGAUCGCGCUUCAGCUCGCGAUCACCACGAGUUGGUUCAACUUCUUCGCCUGGCUUUGCGCGUGCACGAUAAACUUUAUCAUGGCGAGAAAGAGGCUGCACAAUUUAGGAGAGAAAUUCUGCUGUUGCUGCUGCUGAGUGACUGAUUCUCUCCCGCGUGUGUUUGUUUUUUCUGUAAGAGGUUUUUUAUAAAAUAAAAUUGUGACGAUACUUCUUAGAAACAAAAACAAAAAAAGAAACGUGACGCGGUGCUGACGCGUGUGAUUUAAUACUUAUUAAUAAUAUAUAUUUUAUUUAUGUAAUUUUUAUAUAUAUAUAUAUAUGUAUGUAUAUAUAUACAGAGAUAGUGUCUUCUUUCAGUAACUAUAUAUCCUCCUCGUAUUCCUACUGUCGAAAAAAAGCAAACUAACUCACCCGCUACCAUGGAAAAUAAUCGCAUUCCUCUCUCGCGUUCUAUCUAAUCGCAUUCUUUUUACACAGUUCUGUUUGUUUGUUUUUUUUUUUUUGAAUAGUGUUCGCAAGUACCAUAUUACACAUACACAUUGCGUGUGAAACACAUUUCCAUGAUCGUUCUAAAGAACAGAUGAUCGUAAAUGUAAUAACUUGUGAUGUGUGUAAACAAACGCACGAUUUUUUUUUACAUUUAUUAAUUGUCGAAAUCACGACAGUUGCACUUCACGUGUGUGUGUGUGUGUGUGUGUGUGUUAACAAUCGUUCGUAGAUAACAGAAGUAAUGAAAACAAUUGAUGAAGAGAAAAAUACUGUAACACCUAUUACUGCAGGCAGUGAUGACACUUAAGUAUGAGCUAUAGCGAAGCAUCAGUAAAACUGUUCGUGGUAUUGUUAUUAUUAUUUGUUUUUUUUUUUUUUUUUUUUUUUUAAUUCUUCUAUGUAUACAUAAAAGAGAAAACAAGAAACAUUUUAAACCAACAAUAAUAAAUAAGAAAAUACAUAUAAAGAUUCGAAAAAGGAAUGUUUCAACGCAUCCUUAAGACGUUAAAUUAAAAAAAAAUGCUCGACAUUUCUCAGGAUUUCGCUCUAUUUUAUACAAGAUGCACCGGGGGGUGGUAGAGAGAGUAUUUUUACACUUAGAGUAAACGACGAUUCUCUUUGUUUUUUUAUGUUCAAAUAAAUUAUGUCCAAGUCGUAUUUAUCAUUUCGUCGGAUCUUGACGGACAGAUGAAAUUUCACGUCACAUUUUCGUUCGCAAAUUGCCUCAACUUUUUGCGGGUAAACGGCGUCGAAAAAAAGAUCACUUUUCACAAAUUACAUACUUCUCACCGUUAAAAUAUAGGAACUAAAACUGAAAACAACUUUCAGAUACACUAAAAUCCCUUACAUGUACAAAUACAAUUGACUCUGUUUAUCAUGUACUAAUACUAGUUUUUUUUUGUUUUUUUUUGUUUUUUGUUUUUAGCUUUUAUACUACACGAUAUAUAAUAAAGACUUGCAAGCUUGAACGCUAUAAAGGAAGGCACCUAAAACAUACGAGCUAGUAUCUACACAUUAUGUUACAUUUUUAUAUUAUAUGUAUAUAUAUAUAAUAUGCGUGUGCAUAAAAACACGUAGAUUACAAACAGUUUUAUAAUAUAUUGUCACAUCUGUUUUUUUUGUUUUUUGUUUUUUUUUUGUUUUUUUUACAUUGAACUAGAUCCUGCCCUGUAGACUGUCGAUACAAAAGACGCAGCAUAAUAGCAGAGUACACGGUGAUUAAUAACAAAAUACCUAAAAUUUUUUAAAUUAUUCGCUCAAGUGAUUGAAUAAUUUCUUUGUUGCUUUUUUUUUUAAAUACAUUAGACUGAUAA